ACCCUUUAUUUUACACUGCAUUUCUACCAUUCCUCUUUUGCCAAAAGAAAACCCAUUUCCAAGGAGGAAUCGUAGUGGUUCAAUCUCUCUCUAGAAGCUAAAAAAAAGCAAUCUUUUCUUCUUUUUUUUCCUAACACAGCAUUUUAGAGAAAUGGAGGCAAUGAAGUUGAAGUUCUUUGUGGCAUUGAUGGUGGUUUUGAUGGCCAUCUCUUCUGUGCAAAAGGCUGCUGCAGCUACUGAGGCUCCAGCUCCAAGCCCAACAUCUGAUGCUGCAAUCUUUGUGCCCACUUUCUUUGCUUCUCUUGUUGCUUUGGCUUUUGGUUUGGUCUUCUGAGCUAGCUAGCUAGCUAUAAUGGGUCAAUUCCAAUGACCCACAUAGAGAGACAGCAUGAUGAUUUCAUUUCAAUCCCAACCCAUUUUUCAUUCUCUCUGAAUUCACUUUUUGUGUUUAGAGUUUUUUCAUGACUAUAUGAGAGAGUGAGAGAGGAGGCAAAUGGGUUGGGAUUUUUAUUUCAUUUUUUUUGGGAGGUUCAGGUUAAGUUAAUUAUUGUUGAUUAUGUUAUGAUGGGAUUUCCUUGGUUGUGACUUGUGAUUGAUGUGUUUUUUGGUGGUAUUGUAAUAUAGAUUUUAUUUAAUUGUGUGAUUUCUUCAUCUUCCUCUCAUUUGUAUCUGUGAUCCCAUUUGAUGUAAUAAAUUCUAUUCUUGUAUUA
Messenger RNA from Quercus robur (English oak), 710 nucleotides. RefSeq names its product arabinogalactan protein 13-like. Bases 152 to 334 code for a protein of 60 amino acids. The record is from RefSeq and is a predicted model, not a curated record. The transcript has a single exon. NCBI's taxonomy places the organism in Eukaryota, Viridiplantae, Streptophyta, Magnoliopsida, Fagales, Fagaceae.